This is a messenger RNA of Neogale vison (American mink), 1578 nucleotides long. It is a transcript of the gene RALY, whose product is annotated as RALY heterogeneous nuclear ribonucleoprotein. Gene Ontology annotation, cellular component: nucleus. Gene Ontology annotation, molecular function: RNA binding. The record is from RefSeq and is a predicted model, not a curated record. Bases 331 to 1212 code for a protein of 293 amino acids. Lineage: Eukaryota; Metazoa; Chordata; Mammalia; Carnivora; Mustelidae. The transcript is spliced from 11 exons.
AAAAAGUUUGCUGGCCUCUGAGUUAGAAGGCAGUUACUGAAGUUCGUUAAGAGACCGGACCUGAAAUGAAUCGGAGGUACCAAAUGAGACUUUCCAGAAGCGACAGCAUGAUUUAGCAGAGGACACUAGCCCUUCCUACCUCUUUAUAAAGGUGAGCUGUUCUCAGAGGCAGCUGGUGCUGACCUUGUGACACAAAAGAGAAAAUUGUGGGCUGAGCUGAGUCUUGGUACUGGUUUAGCAGUCUGGUUUCUAAACCCCCAUAGGAUUCAAAGCAGCAUACCAGAAAAGGACGAGGAGCUGCUAUAUUAACAGCAGCGAGAGGUGGCCACCAUGUCCUUGAAGAUCCAGACAAGCAACGUAACUAACAAGAAUGACCCCAAGUCUAUCAACUCUCGGGUCUUCAUCGGAAACCUCAACACAGCUGUGGUGAAGAAGUCAGAUGUGGAGACCAUUUUCUCCAAGUAUGGCCGUGUGGCCGGCUGUUCUGUGCACAAAGGCUAUGCCUUUGUCCAGUAUGCCAACGAGCGUCAUGCCCGGGCAGCUGUGCUGGGAGAGAAUGGGCGGGUGCUGGCCGGGCAGACCCUGGAUAUCAACAUGGCUGGAGAGCCCAAGCCCAACAGACCUAAGGGGCUAAAGAGAGCAGCAUCUGCCAUAUACAGUGGCUACAGCUUUGACUAUGAUUACUACCGGGACGACUUCUACGACAGGCUCUUCGACUAUCGGGGCCGCCUGUCACCUGUGCCAGUGCCCAGGGCCGUCCCUGUGAAGCGACCCCGGGUCACAGUCCCCUUGGUCCGGCGCGUCAAAACCACCAUACCUGUCAAGCUCUUUGCCCGCUCCACAGCCAUUACUGCCAGCUCAGCCAAGAUCAAGUUAAAGAGCAGUGAGCUGCAGACCAUCAAGACAGAGCUGACACAGAUCAAGUCCAACAUCGACGCUCUGCUGGGCCGCUUGGAGCAGAUUGCUGAGGAGCAGAAGGCCAACCCAGAUGGCAAGAAGAAGGGCGACAGCAGCAGUGGCAGUGGUGGGGGUAGUAGUGGUGGCAGCAACCGGCCACCAGCCCCACAAGAGGACACGGCUUCUGAGGCAGGCACGCCCCAGGGAGAAGCACAGACUCGAGACGACGGCGAUGAGGAGGGGCUGCUGACACACAGUGAGGAAGAACUGGAGCACAGCCAGGACACAGACGCGGAGGAUGGGGCCUUGCAGUAAGCAGCCUGGCAGGAGUGAUGGCCACCGGCAGGAGAAGGGCAUGCACUGUACCAGGCCUAAAGCUGGGCACCCACCCCUGGAGACUACCCCCAGCGGGUCCCAGGAGAGCUGGCAGCAGGCACCUCCUCCUCCACACAUCCCAGCCAGUGCCACAUCCUCUGCAGGUGGAGUUAUUGGCCUCCCCUUCCCAAGUGCCCUCCCUUUUGGCACUGCCCAGGCCAGAGGGCAGAGCACAGAGGUUUCCCUACACUCUACCUCCCCUCCCAGGACACUCCCAGGCUUGGGGUUUUUCUAUAGGUUUGGAGAGGGGAGGGUCACAGGGAGGGUACCCUGACAAUAAAGAGAUUGGAUCCCAACUUGCUCUGA